AUGGAUUUAAAAUAUGACGGACUUUACCGUUCUUGGACGUUUUUAACGACAAACUUAGUUGUAAACAAGAAUGCGAUCCCAUUAGCGGAAUUCGCGAUAAGCCAUUUUAUUGCUCUCGAGGAGCGGGUUGAAAAGGUCGCAGUUGAUUUUAAGUAUAGAAACGAUCAAUUCACGCCACCACCUCAAAUGUCUUUCCUGCGAGAAUUUCCGGACACACCACAGAUGAAAA
This is a messenger RNA of Cetraspora pellucida, 229 nucleotides long. The record is from the annotation of a GenBank genome assembly. NCBI's taxonomy places the organism in Eukaryota, Fungi, Glomeromycota, Glomeromycetes, Diversisporales, Gigasporaceae.